Oryza brachyantha (malo sina) is the source of this 1434-nucleotide messenger RNA. RefSeq names its product PLASTID TRANSCRIPTIONALLY ACTIVE protein 6, chloroplastic-like. Gene Ontology annotation, cellular component: plastid-encoded plastid RNA polymerase complex. The coding region runs from base 36 to 1097 and encodes 353 amino acids. Lineage: Eukaryota; Viridiplantae; Streptophyta; Magnoliopsida; Poales; Poaceae. The transcript is spliced from 6 exons. The record is from RefSeq and is a predicted model, not a curated record.
UCUCGACCGCGCCAAAAAGAAAAAAAAGGUCGGAAAUGGCGGGCAGCGUGUCCGUCAUCCUCUCCGCCUCCGGCUUCCCCUAUCCAUUCCCCUCUCGACCACUCUCCAAAACCCUACUAAACCCCUCCUCCUCCAGCUCCAGGUCGAGGUGGAGGUGCACGCGCCGGAUCCUUCCCGCCUAUGUGUCCCUCCGUGGUGAAAGUCAGAUGCCCCUCCUGCGGCGGCGGCGCGAUGUCUCCGCUGCGUACGGCGACGACGACAUGGACGACGACUUCGGGGACUUCGACCUCGACGACGGGGACGGCGUGGGGGACGACGAAGACCUCGACAACGAGCAGGACUACGACGUCGACUACGACCGCCUCCUCGCCCCCGUCAAGGCGCCGCCGCAGACGCUGUCCAGGGAGGGAGAGGAGGAGGGGGACAUCGCCAUGGUCGCAGCCGAGAGCUUCGUCUCCACCCAGGAGUCCGCCUCCGACACCGUGGUCGACUACUCCGUGGACGAGGACGAGUUCCACAAGAUUCGGCUGCUCCAUUGCGAUUUCCUUAUCCGCAAGGUGCCCGACCCCGACGACGACGUCUUCGACUUUCGGGAGAUGUACGUCACGCCACCAGACACUGACAUCUACUCCAUCCCAAGGGUUCUUGCCCCAAUGCCACAGAAGUAUGUGAGGUGUACGAAGAAAAAUUUUGGUCGCUACCAUGUCAGUGAGCCACCAGUUGAGUAUCUACGUGAUCCUCUCUACAAGACAGAGAGGGAGAUCAUGAAGGUUUUUCUAACAAAACAUUACAGAAAUAGGCGGUGUAAUGAUCCAGAUUUUUUUCUUGACUUUGAAGAGAUUUAUGUUAUUGACUCAAAAACAAGGUCAAUCACAAGAGCAAAAGUUGUGGUUAGUGUCCCUGAAGGAAAGAAGAGGGACAGGAAAAACGACUUGCUACUUAUACGAGAUGGAGGGGAAUCGUUCAGAAUAAUUGACAAGACGAAAAGGGAUGAUGCUACCACUGUGAUCCAAAGAGAAGAGUGGGCAACGUCAAGGCAAGAUGUGGAGAAGCACUUUAGGAAGCUCCGUGAUUUUGACUACUCGAAUUGGUUUUGAAGAAAUAGUAGUUGGAAUUAUUUAGCAGAGAAAUGAUUUUUGUUGCUUUUUCAGCUGCUUAUAUUAGAGCAAGCAACCAUGGUGUUCAAGUGAGAGUUGCCAUCUUCGACUUCGAGUAGCGUUGUUUUGUGUAAUUUAGGUGUUUGCAUCAAGUAGAAGUUAUGCCACUUAGAGAGCACAUCAGUACAAAAAACUGAAAAAUAUGAUCUUGUGAAUGCAUUACUUGUUGAGUAGCCAACUUACAUGUGGUCACUGAUCCCCUGUCCAUGCAGGAAAAAAAUACAUUUGUUCUUGAUAGUACCGGAAUAUAUAUGCUUGGAUUCAUAAUUUCGUUUGU